AAGGGGCGAAGCACUUCCUUGUAGGAUUAGCAGGGAGACACUGCAGCUAUGAAAAGCUUCACAUUUUUCGGUGUUCUAUGGCUCGCCCUCGGGCAUGUAAGGCCAUCCUCCCAAUCCAUGAUUGACUAUUUGCCAUAUAACACUGAGCCUCGUACUGAACCCUGUCCUAAUCAGAUGUCUAUCUAUGGUGCUAAGUGUCUCCAGCUCUUUAGCAAGAAUAUCUACCAGUGUCCUUAUGGGUUCUACUAUAAUUCAAGUUGCAGGCUAGGAAAGGUAUUCCCAGGAGAGGUGAUUCUGAAUAUCCCAUAUAAUGAGUCUAUGGGAGAUACAACAAGCCAAAAUUAUGAAAAAUUAUAUGAUAAUCUCACUAAUUUUUUUGACCAGACAUUUGAAAAUACGUUUCGGGAAAUAACCAUUCUUAAUGUGAAAUUAAGGGUGAAUAAGGUAGAAGACAAAAAUAAGCCUACAGUUACAGAUACGGCUACAGUUAUGCUCAUCACUGGAUUUGACGAAGAGGCAAAUAUGACAGCUCAGGACUUGGAAACGCGUGUGAAGAAUUCUACUUUUUUAAAUGACUCCAUUAUCUCAUCAUUUACAAGUAAAACAGGGUGUGACAUUGGCAUCUGUGAUAACGACACAACAGACUGCAGGGAUGUCGAGGGUGGUAUUCCAAAAUGUGAAUGUAAAAAAGACCUGGCUAAGAUGAACCUAGAAGACAAAGCUUGUCGACUUUGUGACAGCAGCUGUUCUGCAGCAAACAAUAGAUUCUGUCUCAUGGAAGCAGAUCUUGUCCCUCAAUGCCGAUGUCUGCAGAAUUUCGAGGAAAAGGAUGGAGAAUGUGAAGCGUGUAGCAUUGGGUUUUCUGGAGAAGACUGCCAAGACAAUUACAUGGCCAUCAUCAUAGGAGUAUCUACCACAGGUGGUGUUCUUCUGGUGGCUUUAAUUGGCGUAACCACUUACUUCCUAGUCAGGAAACAGGACUCUAAAGCCGGACAUCAACAAUUGAUAAGCAAUGAGUAUUCAACCUUGGGCAAUCCUUCUGGGGGGAUUGAUUCUGGGGAAGAUUCUGGGAGAAUCUUCCCCAGAAUCAAAACUACGAAUGCUGCUGACAACCCAACCGAUUUCUACGAAGGAGGAGCUGCAAAUAGAGGCUACGUUCCCGAGAGAGAAUAUAGGAAUGAUAACGUGAGUGGCUGUUUCAGUGGCUAGAAAUGCCCUCCAGAUACUGAGUCCAGCUGAAGAGCAAGGAAAAAUAAGAACGUCUGUCAACGUGGGCACUGCCAUGGAAUCAAAACACAAUGCUUCUGAAUUCUCCAAUCACUUUCGCACUAAGAGAGCUAACACCACAGAAGGUCCUACAGCUAUCUCUUGUAAAACUACUCUAUACUUGCCAGUUUAAUGGAACUUCAGCUCUACUUGCUGCCUUGCUUAAAUGAGCGGAAGAAAAGAAAGGCAUGGAGCGUGCUGCAACUCUGUAAAUUAUCACUGCUUUAGCAUGUCUUCUAUCAUCUAUCUGAAAAAGAGGCAGUAGGGAAAGGGCAAUAGCUCAUUGUCUAACAUGUUGAGUUUGAUCAUCCUUCUUGCCCCUUGACAGCAAGGCUACUGUAUAAUAUUUAGAGUUCACUCACAUUUUUUGGUUUAUUAAAAUUUGUCAUAAAGUACGAAUAGAAACAUAAAUGGAGAAAGAUGAAGGGAGAAGUACAGAAAGAAGUGAAAAAAGAAAGGAAAAGGCUGCAACUUCCUACUUUUUUCAGUCCAGUAGAAUGCAGAAAAAUGUCUUAGCUUUUUGCUUUACAUGUCUAACUGUCUCAAGCCAUUUCAAGUCAUUCUAAUAAUCAAAACCUAAAAUUAAAGUUUCAUUUUUUGUUGUUCCAGCUACAAAACCCAGAAGUGAUUUCAAAACGGAAAUAAAACUAGAUAUAUUUUUCUCUUUAA
This is a messenger RNA of Crotalus tigris (Tiger rattlesnake), 1935 nucleotides long. It is a transcript of the gene MUC13, whose product is annotated as mucin 13, cell surface associated. The coding region runs from base 49 to 1209 and encodes 386 amino acids. The record is from RefSeq and is a predicted model, not a curated record. NCBI's taxonomy places the organism in Eukaryota, Metazoa, Chordata, Lepidosauria, Squamata, Viperidae. The transcript is spliced from 12 exons.